AUGCCCACCAUGAGUCCAGCCAUGAAUCCUGGAUCCAUCAUCGACGCAAUCCGCAGUGAUACCAUGCCCAUCACUGACAUCUACUGGCCAGCCUUCAAAAAGGCAGUCGAGAACGAUCCCCAGAAACUCCGCCCCAUCGAUCUGACCUGCACCAUCUGCACAGAGCACAUGUCAACGCAAGGAUCAGGAAGUGGUUCUAUCCAUUGGAUCCAAAAACAAGGCCGCAAAAUCUCCCACGAUGCCCAGAUCCUCCCCUGUGGCCAUAUGGUCGGCGCUUCCUGCCUCAUGGACUGGCUUGACAGUCAGUCUGAACGAUUCCGAGGUAGAGAGUUCUACUCGUGUCCUGUCUGCAACACUGAGAUCAUGUACCAUCCUGAGUGUGGCCAUGUCUGCCAUGGUCAGCGAAUCCCACAAUUGGUCGCCAACUAUUCUAACGUCCCUCUUGUUCUGAGUGAGGGUGGCUUUAUCCACGCUCGAUGUACCAGCUGUGAAAUCCAGCGUACUUUUUCCGAGAUGACCCAGUACACCGGUAUCUACACGUGGGAGGAUGAAGUCGAGUCUACCCAUCAGUACAUCACCCUUGGCUUUGUGGACCAACGCACCGGCGGUUUCAUGUACCUGGAUGGUUCUGCAGACCCUAAGCGACCUCUUUGUGAGCGUGUCCGAAGACUUCGAACUCCAGAGGAGUUGAAGACUAUCUGGGAAGCCUAUAGAAAGGUCUGGGUGCUGAAGUUCAAGACCUUUUGGAUCUCACAUGAUUUGUCUAAUGUAGCUCUAUGCCUCUACUUGAUGAAGACCAUGAAGCCACUUCCCCAGACGCCUAAGACACAGAGCAUCUUCCGUCGUGUCUUCUCUCGGGGAUCUUCUACCUGA
Fusarium subglutinans is the source of this 873-nucleotide messenger RNA. RefSeq lists its product as uncharacterized. Bases 1 to 873 code for a protein of 290 amino acids. The transcript has a single exon. Lineage: Eukaryota; Fungi; Ascomycota; Sordariomycetes; Hypocreales; Nectriaceae. The record is from RefSeq and is a predicted model, not a curated record.